Messenger RNA from Sclerotinia trifoliorum, 1340 nucleotides. NCBI's taxonomy places the organism in Eukaryota, Fungi, Ascomycota, Leotiomycetes, Helotiales, Sclerotiniaceae. The record is from the annotation of a GenBank genome assembly.
AUGUCUACCAACUCUGGUUUCGCAAAUGAAGCCCCGCGUCUUCCUAGCAAGAAUGAGAUGGAAUUUUUGGCUUUGUUAAAGAAGAUUACUAUUCAAGAAACGAUCGAUCAUGAUAUUAUUGAGCAAGGUAAGCAUGCACUCUAUUCUCUCCGCAACUUUGUGGCUAAUCUAAAACGUUCAGAUACCUCAGACCAAGCUCUCGUCGGACAAUCAGACUCUACCCAAAUUGCAGACAACCAAUUCCCCUCAUCAACUCAAAGCGAAAUAGCGACUACAGUAAAAACACUCCUAUUGCAGAUCGGCGAGAAUCCAAACCGUGAAGGCCUAAAAAAGACACCUGACCGCUACGCGAAAGCACUCCUAGACCUUACCAAAGGAUAUAAAAGCAGCGUGGAAGAUGUGGUUAAUGGUGCCAUUUUCAAUGUCGAUACCAAGGAUAUCGUCAUUGUGAGUGACAUUGAUGUUUCUAGCUUGUGUGAACAUCACAUGUUACCGUUUUUCGGAAAGGUAUGUUUCGCUACUUAAACGCGCCGUGUAUUAGGUCACUUCUGGGUGCGUGGAUCGUGGAAACUUUCAAUAAAUUUCAUGCGGCAUUAGCCCAAUGCUUAAUAUGUUCUGCCCCCAAGUCUUUUUUUCCUAUCCGAUAUGUAUCGGAUGAUUCCACUUGUUUGGAGUGUACAAACAAGUCUUUGGGAAACAUUUAUUUAACUUUGAAUUGGGCCCAUAAAUCCGUACAUCCACUAGGCACCACUUCCUAGAUCCAUUACAGGAACAUGCUUUCCUCAUACUUUUAUUUACCAUUCAUUCACAGACUAACAUAAACAAAUCAAGGUACACAUUGGAUACAUUCCCAACGGUCGGGUUAUCGGGUUGUCGAAACUACUGCGCAUUGUUGAUAUCUUCGCACGCAGAUUACAAGUGCAGGAACGAUUAACGAAGCAGAUUGCAGAGGCAAUAGAGGAGGUUUUGAGUCCGCUAGGAGUUGCUGUAAUUCUGGAGUGUAAACACAUGUGCAUGAUGAUGAGAGGUGUAGAGAAGACGGGGUCCCUGACAUCGACUAAAUGGAUGAGUGGCCUGUUGAAAGAUGAUCUGAAUGAACAGAGAAACUUUCAUACUCUACUCGGUAUGAGACGGAGGGAUUAGAAUUUAGUUGGGUAGUAGAAGAAAAUGGGAGAUCGAGAGAAUUGUGUACCUAAAAACUGAUAGACAGGAUCGGGUAUGACAUCAAACACAUGGAAUCGAGUUCGUAAUGGCAAGCUGAUCUUUUACUAAGUGACAAAAUCUCCAGUUUCCUUGACUCGAUAGCAGAAAAUGUAAAAAGAGGUAUGCCUCACAUAUGA